ACACACACACACACACUCAGACUGGAGAGUCAGGCGCACUCGCUCCUGCCAGGAAGUUGUUGGUAUUCGGGAAAUAACAAAGACACGAAAAAAGGUGUAUUUGACGCAACGAAACUACACGAGGGGGGUCUGCGUAACGUGUACGGGACCCGGGUAUGAGCUGGAGGAAUAUUAACUAAUGGAGGACUAAUCGAUGGAGGCAGACAGAAGUUUUGGGCUCGUCUGGGUCCUGCUGCUGCUGUUGGGUAUUCCAGACGCUUCAGGGAGAGAAGUAUGUCUUGGGACUGAUAUGAAGUUGGCUUUACCCUCCAGUCUUGAGAAUCAUUAUGAAAUGCUCAGGCUGCUGUACACGGGCUGCCAGGUGGUUCAUGGGAACCUGGAGAUCACACACCUGCAGGGAAGUCCAGAUCUCUCCUUCCUGCAGGGGAUUGUGGAGGUUCAGGGGUAUGUGCUGAUAGCUCACGUCUCAGUGCGUUCAGUUCCUCUGGAAAAUCUACGCAUCAUACGAGGCAGUCAGCUUUAUAACUCCAGCUAUGCUCUCGCUGUACAUAACAACAUCCACCACAGUCAGACGGGACUCGGCUUGAGAGAAAUACGCCUCAGGAGUCUUACAGAAAUCUUGCUUGGCGGGGUUUAUAUUUGGGGAAAUCCUCAACUUUGCUUUCCUCGGAAUAUUAACUGGGAAGACACUGUUACUAAAGUUGAAAACAAACCGCUGCACCUGCAAGACAUCCCAAAGAACUGUCCCCUUUGUUCUUCAGCUUGUCCUUCAAACAGUGGAUGCUGGGGAGAAACAAAUCAGGACUGCCAAACAUUGACCUCAGUGCAAUGCUCAUCUGGCUGUUUGCGCUGUAAGGGUCCGAAACCCAACGACUGCUGUCAUGUGCAGUGUGCUGCUGGGUGCACGGGGCCGAAAGACACUGACUGUCUGGCCUGUCGUCACUUCAAUGACAGUGGGACAUGUAAAGACAACUGCCCCCCACCCAACAUCUAUGACCCAAACACCUUUCAGUCCAAACCCAACAAGGACAAAAAGUUCAGCUUUGGAGCCACAUGUGUUAAACAGUGUCCCCAUAACUAUCUGGCAAUGGAAGUGGCAUGUACAAUGGUCUGUCCCAAAGCUAACAUGGAAGUUAUCACUGAUGAUGUAGAUGGCCAAAAAACACAGAAAUGUGAAAAGUGUGAAGGAGAGUGUCCAAAAGUGUGUUAUGGACUAGGAAUGGGAAACCUUCAAGGGGUGUCAGUGGUGGAUGCCACCAACAUUGGCAUGUUCGUUGGCUGUGAGAAAAUCUACGGCAGUUUGGCUUUUCUUACAGACUCCUUCAAAGUAAAUGCAGCUACCAAUUCAUCUGGACUGCAGUGGAGUGACCUGGAGAAGUUAAAGACAAUAGAAGAAAUCACAGGAUACCUGUACAUAGAUGCAUGGCCAGACAAUUUGCCUGAUCUGAGUGUUUUUGAAAACUUGAAGAUAAUCAGAGGAAGAAUGCUUUACAAGGGUGUUUUCUCUUUGGGAGUUCAGUCUUUGCCGAUCGAGUCUCUCGGCUUGCGUUCCUUGAGCAGUGUCAGUGGAGGCAUAGUACUGAUUCAUAAUAACUCCAGACUGUGCUACACCUCGUCUCUGCCCUGGAACUCGCUGCUCCACCCCACACAGGGACCCAACCUCAUCAGCAACAACAACCAAGACCAGCAAACAUGUGUUUCAGAGGGGAGAGUAUGUGACCCCCUGUGUGCGGAUGCAGGCUGCUGGGGGCCCGGACCUAGUCAGUGUGUGUCGUGUUUGAAUUACAAACGUGGGACGGAGUGUGUGGAGCAGUGUAAUGUCCUACAGGGGUCAGUGCGAGAGUUUGUGGAUGGAUUGAACUGUGUCUCUUGCCAUCCAGAGUGUAAACCAGUCAAUGACUCUGCCUCCUGUACAGGCACAGGUCCAGAACACUGUACGGAGUGUCUGCACUUUCAAGAUGGAGAUGUGUGUGUCGAUCGCUGUCCCAGUGGGGUAAAGGAGGAACAGCACACUGUGUGGAAGUACUUCAACGCUACAGGACACUGUCUGCCCUGCGAGACCAACUGCACUGUCUCGUGUCCAUUGGAUGAUAGGGGGUGCCCCAUCCAAAAGAAAACUGGGCCUGGGACAACAGUCGCAGUCACAGUUGGUGGAGUGCUUCUUUUCAUCAUUUUGCUGGCACUGCUGGUGUUUUACCUGCGACGACAGAAACAACACAAAAGGAAAGAAACCAUGAGGAGAAUUCUACAGGAGCAUGAGCUGGUGGAGCCCCUGACCCCGAGUGGAGCGGUGCCGAACCAGGCUCAGAUGCGUAUUCUCAAGGAGACAGAGCUGAAGAAACUCAGAGUGCUGGGUUCUGGAGCCUUCGGCACGGUCUAUAAGGGUAUCUGGGCUCCAGAUGGGGAGAACAUCAAGAUCCCAGUGGCCAUCAAAGUUUUGCGUGAGAACACCUCACCCAAAGCCAACAAAGAAAUCCUGGAUGAGGCAUAUGUGAUGGCGGGUGUAGCGAGCCCAUAUGUUUGCCGUUUGCUGGGUAUCUGUCUGACAUCAACAGUUCAGCUGGUUACUCAGCUCAUGCCGUACGGGUGCUUGUUGGACUACGUCAGAGAGAACCAGGACCGUAUCGGCUCUCAGUACCUUCUCAACUGGUGUGUACAGAUUGCUAAGGGAAUGAGUUACCUUGAAGAGGUCAGGCUGGUUCACAGAGACCUUGCAGCUAGGAAUGUUUUGGUCAAAAACCCGAACCAUGUGAAGAUCACAGACUUUGGACUUGCCAGACUGCUGGACAUAGAUGAGAAGGAGUACCAUGCUGAUGGGGGAAAGGUGCCGAUCAAAUGGAUGGCACUCGAAUCCAUAUUACACCGGAAGUUUACUCACCAAAGUGACGUAUGGAGCUACGGGGUGACUGUGUGGGAGUUGAUGACUUUUGGCAUGAAGCCAUAUGACCAGAUACCAGCGCGGGAAAUUCCAGACUUACUGGAGGGGGGAGAUAGACUCCCCCAGCCAUUCAACUGUACCGAGGAUGUAUACAUGAUCAUGGUCAAAUGUUGGAUGAUUGAUCCUGAUAGUCGACCACGAUUUAAGGAGCUGGUGGAGGAGUUCAGCCUCAUGGCACGUGAUCCCGCACGUUAUGUAGUCAUUUUGAAUGAUGAUCAGAAGAGUCUUUCAAGUCCUGUUGACAGUGAGUUCUUCCGCACGCUGCUGGCAGAAGAGGGAGGGAAUGUGAAGGAGUUACUGGAUGCAGAAGAAUACCUGGUGCCCCAGCCCGGUGGCAUCUUCAACACACAAGGAGAAAUGAGAGCCAACGGACCUAGCAGACACCACUCUCACCGGAGUACAGAUCAAGGCUUAGAGGUGGAUGGUAUGCCAAACGGGAGGGAUUUGUACUCUUCCCUCAGCACGCUGGGGCAAAGUCCAUACCAAUCUCUUCCUGUGAGGGCAUCAGCCAAUGGCAUGUGGCCUGGUACACAAUACCCAUCUCUGGUACGGAGCAUAUCACACCGCUCAGCCGGAGGCCAAUCAGACUCUGUGUUUGUGGAUGGUUACAUAGAGGACAACGGCCCUCCAUCCAGUCCUUGUCGCUAUUCUAAAGACCCCACCAUUCCCAACGUCACUGAUGGAGAGCUGGAGACUGAUGGUCCUGUCAGUUUCCUUUCACACACACUGCCACGUGGAGCACACACACAACCUGAGUAUGUGAACCAGCACGUGUCAUCUGACCGUCCCAGCACACUUCCACGCAAAGCGAGAGAGAGGAGAUUCCUUAACGGUCUUUAUACAGGGAACAGUGUGGAGAACCCAGAGUACCUGGUGCCAGUGCACGGCAUCUCACCCAUUUCACCCGCCUUUGAUAACCCCUACUAUCAUGAUAUUGCAGCUAAAGCUCAGGCAGUCGCCAGAGCGUCCAUAAACGGAGGUACGACUCACAGGCAGCCCAAUGGCUACAUGACCCCCACAGCAGAAAACCCAGAGUACCUGGGCUUAGCAGAGACAUGGAGUGGUCAGAUGGAGUAUACCUGAGAGGAGUGUAAGCGUGAGCGGUGAAGUGAGGUGCAUGAGCGAGCGAGUGUGUAAAAGACAUAUUUUGUGAAGGACAUUCUCAAUGGGAAUGGGUUAUCAUGGCUUUCUGCUAAAUUACCAUACAAAUGUAUGUAGCAUUCUGUACUGGAGUUGGAAUUUGAAGGUGGAUGCAUUUCUC
Molecule: messenger RNA, 4199 nt
Organism: Cyprinus carpio (common carp)
Lineage: Eukaryota; Metazoa; Chordata; Actinopteri; Cypriniformes; Cyprinidae
Product: receptor tyrosine-protein kinase erbB-2-like
Biological process (GO): neuron differentiation; multicellular organism development; protein phosphorylation
Cellular component (GO): basal plasma membrane; signaling receptor complex
Molecular function (GO): transmembrane receptor protein tyrosine kinase activity; ATP binding
Source: RefSeq, a predicted model, not a curated record